Penaeus monodon (black tiger shrimp) is the source of this 967-nucleotide messenger RNA. Its product is annotated as lutropin-choriogonadotropic hormone receptor-like. Gene Ontology annotation, molecular function: protein binding. Bases 1 to 798 code for a protein of 265 amino acids. Lineage: Eukaryota; Metazoa; Arthropoda; Malacostraca; Decapoda; Penaeidae. The record is from RefSeq and is a predicted model, not a curated record. The transcript is spliced from 9 exons.
AUGGUACAAAGAAAAAUAGAACAAAACCCAUUAUUAAUCCUUCAAGACGUCAAGAAGCUGCAGACGCUGGAGGACGGAAUUUUCAGGGGAAUGCCAAAUCUGACCAUCAUCUACAUUAGCCACGCCCCGAGCCUCUCUUCACUGCCGCAACAGCUCCUUCACGUUUUCCUGCCUCGUUUGAAGAUCCUGCGUCUGCUGCACACCGGCCUGGAGGAGCUGCCUGACCUCACGCACCUUGGGACGAAGAGCAUCAUCCACAUGGUAGAUCUGGAAAACAAUAAGAUCAAACGGCUACGAGAAAAAUCCAUUGAUAUCCAGACAGAACAACUGCUCCUAGACAACAACGAGCUGCAGGAGGUCGAGGCGAUGGCAUUCUGGGGAUCCCAGAUCGGGAAACUGAGCAUGAAAGGAAACAAUCAGCUGAAGCACCUCGAUCCUCUAGCAUUCAAAGGCAUCAAGAGUCUACGUAGUCUCGACCUCUCCGAGACCGGCAUCACCCAUCUCCCGACGGUCGGCCUCGAGGGACUGGAGACCCUUCGGCUGGUUAGGACCUACAGCCUCAAGGUCUUCCCAUCGGUGUACUCCUUCAAAAACAUCCUUCGGGCGGAGCUUACUUACCACUACCACUGCUGCGCUUUCAAGUUCCCGAGGCUGCAUGACCCCAAGGAGCACAAGAAACAUGAGGACUUCCUCAAAAGCAUGCAGAGCGGGAAAUGCAGCGAAGUUACCUCUCCUUCUCCAUUCCCUAAUGAGAUACAAGCCGGAAUUAGGAGAAGAAAACGAAGGUCAGGUGAGUAAUUAUGAACAUCUGGGGCAGGGAAGGGAGGGGUCAGGAUAGGGGUAGGGGAGUGAGGGACGAGGGGAAAGGUAUUUGCAUAUUUUGCUUGUUUGCGUUGGAAUGGAGAUGAUGGUGUCCUACACAUCUCGGAUUCGUCACGUUUUUUUUUUUUUUUUUUUUUUUUUUUUU